AUGAACGCUGAUACCCUUCCUUUAAUCAACCUUGAACUCUUUCUAAAUGAUAGAGAUGAUCCAUUGGUAAUUAUAGAAUGUAAAAAGACUGCGAACACUUUAAUAAAUUAUGGUACUUUAUUAGUAAAGGAUCCACGGGUAACAGAAGAAGACAAUUCUCGAUUUUUAGAUUUAAUGGAAGAUUAUUUUGCGCAACCUUUUGAGACUAAGCUUAAAGAUGUUCGUUCGGGAGUUGACUAUCAGAUGGGAGUAACACCUGAAUUAAAGGAAGAACCAAGGUGUCAUCGCGAUCCUAAUUGUCAAGAUAUAAUUGCACAAAUUCCUGAGGAUAGUCGACUCCUUCCUAUCUUGGGGCCUGAUGUGAAAUGGGAUUUGCUUGGAAUAUUGGGGAAUGAUUUAAAUAGAUACAGAAAACUUAACACAGUUCUUGCGGGUUUUCAUUAUGAUUUAGGUUUUAUGACGAUUCAUGUAAAGAUACCAGUUCGAAUUCCAGAUGGAUGCCUAUUAGUGCAAGCUGGCAAACAGCUCGAGUGGCUAAUGGGUGGUGAAAUAAAAGCAGGUUACCAUGAGGUGGUAGUGACAGAAUCCACACUUAAAGCUAUUGAAGAUGCAAAGAAAAUUCGACCAGAAAGACCUUUAUGGAAGGUAUCUUUGACUUUCUUUUUUCAUAUUUUGAACGAAAAUCUGCUAAGUCCAUUAAAAUCGUUUAUACCUAACGCGCUUUAUCCACCGGUCCUCACUGGUAAUCAAGUGAAUCAUGAAUUGGGGCAGAUUAAUUUAAUGGAAUC
Molecule: messenger RNA, 788 nt
Organism: Acaulospora morrowiae
Lineage: Eukaryota; Fungi; Glomeromycota; Glomeromycetes; Diversisporales; Acaulosporaceae
Source: the annotation of a GenBank genome assembly